This is a messenger RNA of Phytophthora infestans T30-4, 441 nucleotides long. RefSeq lists its product as uncharacterized. Lineage: Eukaryota; Oomycota; Peronosporomycetes; Peronosporales; Peronosporaceae. The record is from RefSeq and is a predicted model, not a curated record. The coding region runs from base 1 to 441 and encodes 146 amino acids. The transcript has a single exon.
AUGCGCUCUCUCGCUGUCUCCGUCGCGGCCGGGGCGUUGCUGUCUGCUACGAACUACGUGCAUUGUGGACAAAUGAAGAAGUUGACGUGGAUGUUACAGCAUCACGACUCGCUUGAACGUCAACGUGCAGCUCAGAAGAAACAGUGUGUCGUGUGCGAUAGAAGAACGCAUUCUACUAUUGGGAACUUUGGUAGAAGCUCGUGCCGAAUCUGCGAUGGUUGUGUGUGCCACUCGUGUAAGAUCCGUCACCGUAUCUACUUCAUCGCGCCUGGAGGACAGCUAGUUCAACGGAAGAUCGUCGUCUGUGCCAAGUGCAUGAAGGAGGCGACGCAUUGGAACGCACAAGAAGCGGCUAGAGAUGAAGCAAUUCGACAUGAACUUUCUUCCUCGGUUUCCUUUAUUGAUACAUCUGAGUCCUCGUCGUACGAUGAAAACAAGUAG